AUGGGUAGCAGCUCAGGGGAAGUUCCACUCCAACAGUUCAUUCAGCAUCUUCAGCCCGCUGCCAUUAACAGUACAGCAGAUUGGUGUACAGUCUGUGGCAACGACAAGGACAGAGGAUGCGGCGCUUUGGCUCUGGCAGCAUCUGAAGCCCAAGAAUCUAUCCACCAGAAGAUCGGUCCAGUCGGGGCUGGAGUCCUUGGGGCCGGCUUGACACUGUUUGUCGCGAUUGUUAUGUUGUUAGUGUUAUCCUUCCUGGGAUUGGUCGCUUUUGGAAAGAAGGGCAAGCGUCGCAGUAUUGGAAGUGUUACCUCUUAUGCCUGA
Molecule: messenger RNA, 321 nt
Organism: Marasmius oreades (fairy-ring Marasmius)
Lineage: Eukaryota; Fungi; Basidiomycota; Agaricomycetes; Agaricales; Marasmiaceae
Exons: 3
Coding region: 1-321 (106 amino acids)
Source: RefSeq, a predicted model, not a curated record